AUGGGAAACGCUCUCAGAUUCCUCUACGGUCAUUGUUGCAAACCAACAACUUCUGAUGAUCCACAAUCACUUGGUCCACACGGUGUUUCUUCAUCCACUGUUGGUCUCUCAGCUCUUGCACAUGAUCUCUUUCACUUCGAAAACACCUCCCAGGUUCCGGAAGGACUAAGCAAACAUGUUGUUUCUUCGAAAAAAGCUCAGGCUAAUUGGUUUAGAAAGUUAGUAGAUGCUUGGAAAGAUGCGAAACCUCCACCUAGAACACCUGAAGAAGCAGCUAGACUUGUUAUUCUUACCUUGAAAGGCCAUAAAAAAGCAGAUGUUGAGGGUUUGUUGACUUUCUAUGGUCUUCCACUACCACAUACCCUAGUUGAAGUAACUGCUCAACCUCCUACAUCUUUGCCUCAUGGAGUCAAAUUUGAAAUGCACACUUUGCCUGUUGAUGCAAAAGCAGUGGCAGAUGGUGAUACUGUAACAGUUUAUGUUAGCACAGCCGACCCUAGAGAGUCAUCCGUUCUCCCUCGCAAUGUUCAUGAAGCAGCCUUGCAUCGAUCAGAAGCUCGUUCUAGAAGGAACUACGAAGAGGCGGAUGCAUUUCACAAACAGAUUAUCGAUGCAGGAUACCGGAUGAUUCCAUUUGAAAAUGAUGAAAUCCUAGCUAAAAAGUAUCGGAUUCGACUAAGGGGAAUCGAUGCGCCAGAAAGUGCAAUGCCAUAUGGAAAAGAAGCGAAAAUCGAACUGACAAAGAUUCUUGAAGGAAAGUCUUUGAGGGUUCUUGUUUAUGGAGAAGAUCGGUAUCAACGUUGUGUAGGUGACAUCUAUUGCGGUAACAUUUUCGUACAGGAAUUUAUGCUGAAAAAAGGCUUAGCAUGGCACUAUACAGCCUACGACAAACGACCGGAACUAGAAACGUGGGAGAAAGAAGCGAGAUCAAAGCGCGUUGGAUUAUGGGCUUCAAGAAAUCCUGAGAAGCCAUGGGAAUGGAGAAAGAACAAACGAGGCGGUAAUUAA
Messenger RNA from Lathyrus sativus (Indian pea), 1008 nucleotides. The record is from the annotation of a GenBank genome assembly. NCBI's taxonomy places the organism in Eukaryota, Viridiplantae, Streptophyta, Magnoliopsida, Fabales, Fabaceae.